Molecule: messenger RNA, 1426 nt
Organism: Rubroshorea leprosula
Lineage: Eukaryota; Viridiplantae; Streptophyta; Magnoliopsida; Malvales; Dipterocarpaceae
Source: the annotation of a GenBank genome assembly
UCUUACCCACUUCACCAAAUAUGUUCUAAGUAUUUUGAUCUUUGAGCUGUGGAGCAAUCAUUUCUCAUCACCCUACGAAGGGACCAAUUUGCCCAAGGUGAUCUAACAAGGAAUUGUCCACGACGUGCUCUGCUUUCUUACAAUCCCGUGACUACCAGAACAUUAAAGGUUGAUUGCUUUUAUCUAAAAGUUGGGGAUGGGAAGUGCAUUAGAGACUCUAUGUGGGCAGGCAUUUGGUGCGGGGAAGCUAAGGAUGCUUGGGGUUUACAUGCAGAGAUCAUGGGUGAUUCUGCUAACUACAUCUUGUGUGUUGCUUCCUAUCUACAUUUGGUCUCGUCAGAUUCUUGAGCUCGUCGGAGAAACAACUGAAAUCUCUGAGGCUGCCGGAAAAUUUGCUGUGUGGAUGAUUCCGCAAUUGUUUGCAUAUGCUAUGAACUUUCCCAUACAAAAGUUUCUACAAGCUCAGAGGAAAGUGUUUGUAAUGGCCGCGAUAUCCGCUGUUGUGCUGGUGCUGCAUGCAUUCUUCAGCUGGCUGACGAUACUGCAUCUUGGAUGGGGCUUGACCGGAGCAGCAAUUACCUUAAAUACAUCAUGGUGGCUCAUUGUCAUCGGUCAGUUGAUGUACAUUUUUAUCACUAAAUCUGAUGGUGCUUGGGGUGGAUUCUCCUGGUUGGCUUUUGCAGACCUGUGGGGGUUUGUGAAGCUUUCCUUCGCAUCUGCAGUCAUGUUAUGCUUGGAGUUUUGGUAUUUGAUGAUUCUGGUGGUGAUCGCUGGGCGCCUGAAAAAUGCUCUGAUUGCUGUUGAUGCCAUUUCUAUUUGCAUGAACAUCCAAGGAUGGGAUGCUAUGAUUGCAAUUGGAUUCAAUGCCGCUAUCAGCGUGAGAGUAUCAAAUGAACUUGGAGCAGGAAAUGCAAAGUUAGCGAAAUUUGCAGUUGUUGUUGUCUGCAUAACAUCUAUGUCCAUAGGAGUUGUAGCCAUGGCUGUGGUGUUUGCAACAAGAGAUUACUUCCCUUACCUCUUCACUAGCAGUGAAACAGUUGCAAAAGCAGUUACGAAACUAGCCGGCCUCUUGGCCUUCACAGUUUUCUUGAACAGCCUUCAGCCUGUCUUAUCUGGUGUUGCUGUUGGAGCUGGAUGGCAAGCCGUUGUAGCUUAUAUCAACGUUGGAUGUUACUACAUCAUUGGAUUGCCUGCCGGGAUAGUCCUAGGGUUCACACUUAAUUUAGGAGUUGAGGGUAUUUGGUCAGGCAUGAUUGGAGGAAUUGUUUUGCAAACCAUAAUAUUGAUAAUUAUCACUGCUAGGACCAAAUGGGAAAGCGAAGCUGAGCAAGCAGAAAGCCGUGUUAGGAAAUGGGGAGGAUCAAUUGCAGAGCAAUGAUUUGAAUAAAAACUUCCACUGUUACUUGUUUCUUACCAGACACUAACU